Psylliodes chrysocephalus is the source of this 537-nucleotide messenger RNA. The record is from the annotation of a GenBank genome assembly. Lineage: Eukaryota; Metazoa; Arthropoda; Insecta; Coleoptera; Chrysomelidae.
AUGUCUCGGUCAUCGACGCGGUUCGAUGUGAAGAAAGUUAACUCAGAAUUAGUAACGUUGACUUAUGGGGCACUAGUUGCCCAAAUGAUUAAAGAUAUGGAUAAUGUUGAUGAUGUAUCCAAACAGCUAGAAAGACUUGGCUACAAUAUGGGGAUUAGGCUUAUUGAAGAUUUUUUAGCAAAAACCGGAACAGGGCGGUGCUUAGAUCUAAAAGACACUGCAGAUAAAAUACAAAGUGCUUUCAAAAUGUAUCUAGGAAUCCAACCAAAUGUCACAAAUUGGAGUCCCUCUGGGGAUGAAUUUUCUUUUAUCUUGGACAGCAAUCCAUUAACAGAACUUGUUGAACUGCCUGAUGAUAUAAAGACUUUAAAAUAUUGUAAUGUUAUAUGUGGAGCAAUCAGGGGAGCUCUAGAGAUGGUCCAGUUAGAUGUACAAAGUUGGAUAAUUCAGGAUCAACUAAAAGGUGACCAAAAUACAGAAAUAAGGGUCAAAUUUAUUAGAAGAUUAGAAGAUGCUAUGCCUGCUGGAGAAGAUUAA